Messenger RNA from Diospyros lotus (date-plum), 1800 nucleotides. Its product is annotated as MADS-box transcription factor 30. NCBI's taxonomy places the organism in Eukaryota, Viridiplantae, Streptophyta, Magnoliopsida, Ericales, Ebenaceae. The transcript has 7 exons. Bases 60 to 1121 code for a protein of 353 amino acids. Gene Ontology annotation, molecular function: protein dimerization activity; DNA-binding transcription factor activity, RNA polymerase II-specific; RNA polymerase II cis-regulatory region sequence-specific DNA binding. Gene Ontology annotation, biological process: positive regulation of transcription by RNA polymerase II. Gene Ontology annotation, cellular component: nucleus. The record is from RefSeq and is a predicted model, not a curated record.
AGGGGUGGGGGCCAGUGCAGAAAUGAGGUCAAAAUGUGGCAAAAAGAGACAGUCGGAGCAUGCAGGCUUGCCGUUUCCAGUCUCUCGCCAUUUGGGGUAAAACGCCUUCAUGCCUCUUUACCUUCUCCUCUAAAUUUAGCAACUCUUCCCCCAAGUUGUUCUUUUGGGUGAUUAUUACGCUAAAUCUCUCUCUCUCUCUCUCUCUCUCUCUCUCAUUAUAUUGUUGUGUGUAUGUACACGCGUUAUACAUAUAUAGAGGGAAAGAAAGAUUUUUGGGACAAUCUUUGUGGGUUUUUGAUCGAUUGAGUUUUCGCUUGUUGGGUCUGGAGGGCUCAGAAAUGGGGAGGGGGAAGAUUGAGAUCAAGAGGAUAGAGAAUCCGAACAGCAGGCAAGUUACAUUCUCCAAAAGACGUGUCGGGCUGCUCAAGAAGGCUCGAGAACUUUCCAUUCUCUGCGAUGCCGAAGUUGCCGUCAUCGUUUUCUCCAACACCGGCAGGCUUUUCGAGUUUUCCAGUGCUGGCAUGGACAGAACACUCUCAAGAUACAACAACCGUCGGAAUUCUUCAGAGGCUGAUUUAGUUGAACCAAAAGAAGAGAAACAAGAGUCCCUGGAGGUGAACAUUCUGAAAGAUGAAGUUAAAGAGCUGAAAUUGAAACAAAUGCAGCUGUUGGGUAAAGACCUUACCCACUUAGACCUAAAAGAACUGCAAAAUCUGGAAGAGCAGCUAAUUGAAGGAUUAUCAUCUUUGAAGGACAGAAAGGAACAAUUGCUGAUGCAACAACUGGAGCAAUCAAGAGUUCAGGAACAGCGGGCUGUCAUGGAGAAUGAGAUUUUACGCAAACAGGCAAAUAGAACUUCUGUUGAUACAAUAAUCUUCUUCUUAUGGUAUCUUGUCUUUCUGGAUGAGAUAUCAUAUCUGAAAUUCAUGUUCUCUGCCAGGUUCAGGAGCUCUGUCGUUUUCUUCCAUCAAAUGAACGUUUGGGUUCACCUUAUCAUGUCUAUCACCCCAUGGAAAGAGAUGAUUAUCCUGUCAAACAACAUGCUCUCAGUCUGGAGGUUGAUAAUUGUGAAGUUGAUCUGCGAUUGGGGCUUUCUUCUGGAGUUUGUCAGGAGGAAAUGAAGGCACUAGCCCCGAAAGAAACUCAAUCCAGCAACUCUGGUAGCCAGAUGAGUCUGCUCUGAACCGUUGCUUCGAGCUUGUCCAGGUUUAGACAAUAGGAAUAGCUAAAUAUACAGCAGUAGCCAUUAUAUAUAUAUAUAUAGAUUACAGUUUGUUUGAGUUUGGCAGCUUGGCAUAAGAAACUAUAUUAUUAGCUAGGACGGGCAACAGAUGUUUGAUCUUUGAAGCGACUUCGCCGGUGGCUGAGAUCAAGGAAUUGGUGGCUUUCCAAAGGCCAGAUUCAUCAAAAUGCCUGUGUAGACAAACAGAUAAGUUGGGAGAGAAAAGGAGCAGCAGUUUUGGUUGGUCUCAUCCAAUGUCUCUGUAAUGAGUUUGGGGCAUAUACUAUUUUCUUGCUUGUUUGCUCGCUCGCUUUCUUUAUGCCAAGAAGCAAGUUUGAUAGAAACUUUAUGACAAAUCUCCAUGGUUUAGCUUGAUUUCUGCAUUUUCUUUCUCAGCAUAUAGGCUAUCUCUAUCGCAGUCACAGUGCUUCCUCCAAGCAAAACUCCUUCUUCACUCUUCCAUGGCUUCCAUUUUUCAAUCCCCUGCUUUGUCAAUGAACUGAGAUGGUCUGGCAUCCAGAGUCUAGAAAACGAAGGGGCUAUUGGCACCCAUUAAGUUUUCAGCUUACGGUUGUUGA